UUGUGUUGAGUUUUCCGCACAGCAGCCGACCAUGGAUUAGGUGAGAUUUGUUGUGCUGUUUGAUUCGCGUUCGAAAGCAGUUUCCGUCUCUCGAUAAAAUUACUCCAAGCCGCUGAACUCUGUUGUGUGUCAGUGAAAACGCCGUCUGUUUUGCAAAAUGCAGUGUGCACCAAAUGUGCAGAAAUCGAUUGAAUUCCCGUGACGGUCUUCAAAUUGUUUUUCGCGAGAGUAAGUGCUCCGCGGCGUGCGAAGCUCUUCGUUUUCGGAGUGUCUUGUCUUUUGGAAGCAUUUUCGCCGUUCAAAGCUGGUGUAAUAUAGACUAAGGCCAAUCAUAACGAAUUCAAUUGGAUCCCAAUCAUGCAAUAAAGCGCAGGAAUGAGACAUCAUCAUCUCGGCGUAUGUAAACAAAAUCUCGUUCUGGCAAACUCAAUUAGUGCACGUGAUCGUUGGCCAAUAUAUGAGUCGAGAAAUUGAAUUAAAUUGUGUAUUGCCGCCAAACGAGUUGGCUAGUGGUGUCGGCUUGCCCUGCGUCUCCGUUUAAAUUUAGCUCGCGGUCCUCAUCUCGACUUCCUGUGUGCGUCUGUAUCAAAUUGGCAUCGUCCACGGUGAAACAACUACCGCUGCAGAUUAGAGUCGCAGAUCUUAGCCAAGCAUUAUGAUAUCUAAAUCGAUCAUCUGAGUGCAUCGGAAUCUUAUGAGACGUCAGAAACUACAACAAAGUUGGACCCGAGGACAAGCCUACCUCAGAGAGCAAAGUCAAUCAACUGACCCGGUGAUAUGGGAAAGAGCACAACAACAAAUCAGCGGUGUUCUCAUGCUUCAAUUAAUUCUCAUUUUAUCUAACAAUCCACAAAUAAUGAUAUGGUCGUUGUAUUAAUAAUUUGUUUACAUCAACUACAUCUACGGAGGGAAAUGUAUCUAAUUGAAAGCAUGCCAAUAUUACACUUCCAAGCGAUACAUCUGAGUGAGUGCUGAUAAGUGUUGUAUCUUAAUAUUCGCGUUCGGCCCCAUACUAUGUACAUAUAUUUUCAUAGUGAUCAGACGCGGAUCGUUCACUUGGUCGUACGGGUAUAAAAAUAAAAUUCACAAUUUCAAUAAAUGUGCAUACAUAUGUCGGCGACGGUGGAUGUAUAAAUCGCAACAGUACAUAAUAGCGAAUCCGAGUUCUACCAAAAUCGCGUAUUUAGAUUCUAUUCUGUUCAGUACGUUGCCUCAGCACGAUGAGGAUGAACCCAGUCAGAAAUGUUGCCUGACCAAUAAACGGUAUACGCGCGACUUUGCCUGUUUCCCCACUAAGAAGUUUUCGGGAAUAUGGAAAAUAUCAGGAGCAUCUUGCGUUUAUAAAUGAAAGAAAAUUCCAAAAUUGGAGUCAGAUGACUUCUGGUGAUUCAAGUGAUAGCGUGUCUAUUUGUCUGGAAAAUUCGCGAAAUUCUUUCUAGAGGACUACAAACGAUAAUUCGUACAAACAACAGCAGAAAAUGUUUGAAAUAAAUCAGCACACCAGAGUGAUCUUCUGCCUAAAAAAUUGAUUAUGAAGAGAAGAAUGUCUGGUCAUCGAAGACAACAUGAAAAUGAUGAAAAGUGUAAAACUUCUUUACUAUUGUUGUUAUUAUCACCAUUGAAAUUUUUGUUUAUCAUCCGAAAUAGCAUUCGAGAUGUUUUAAGUAGCAAAGAGUGUGAUAUAAAUAAAUUUGGUGGACGUGUGGUGAUCUCGCGAAAUAAACAUAAGAAAAAUCCAAUUGAAUUGGGCUUGGAAAUUUCGAAAAUCACUCGCGAAUUGUGCGGUUUUCUGCAAUGGCACUGUUAAAUAAACUUUUUUCUUUAAAAACUCAGAAUAAGGGUUUUAGUUCGAACCAUCCGCCGUAUAAGAGUCAAUUUCCAUUCGACGAUAGUCAAGUUCGAGUGUUACUCUAUAAGGAAUGUGAUCGUGGUCGACGUCUUCUUUUUGAUUCCAGUGCAAUUGAACAAAUCACAGUAACCGAAAAGAAAAUCGACGAAAAACCAACAAGCAAUAAAAUACAUGGAACUCGUGUUAAGGAUACAAAUAGCAAUAGUCAGCAUUCCAAUGGAUUUGGUUAUAAGCACAAUCGUCCACAAUCAUCCGACAUAUCCAACAUAGGUGAAAUGGUGUUUGGCGCAUUGGCAAUGUCAUUCCGCGGUACAUCAUUAAAAGUGCAUUGGCUUCAAUCACCUUCCAGGAUGUUAUGUUCGCAGGUGUUUCUGUCGCCGGCUCAUGCUUUCGGCUUUGUUCAGCAAAACAGUAUGUCGUCUUCAUCAGCACUGAUUAGUGAGAAUUCGAUUGAAACAACAUCCAUAAGUUCGCUAUCAAUGCCGUUCUCAGUAUGCGUUAACGAUGGUGCGGGCGAAGGUAGAAUUCUAACACAUCCACUUGAUGUGCCUGGCGGAGAUCUUAGUAGUGUGGAUAACGGACGUAUAUAUUCAACUUACAGCACGGGUGAUUCAGGGUAUAGCGGAACAGAUUAUUGGACCACGUCGAAUUCAUCAUAUUGUCAGUAUUCGACGAGAAGCAGUAUAGGAUCAGUUUUUAGUGAUCAGGAUAGUUUACGGAAAUUAAGUGUUGACUCAAUGUCGCAAUUCGGUGACAUUCCAUCGAGCGAUGGAGGUUUUCAACGAAGAAUCUCUCGAAAUAUUUCGACAUCAUUCGAGAACAGAAAUUCAAAUAAUGACUUCAUUGGAUUUAUUAGUGAUCAGUACCAAACCACAACGAACGGAGGAAGUGAAGGCUGUGUAAUAAGAACUAGACGAUAUAGUGAUGUGAAUGGAACGCAUAGUAAUCCGGAGAUUAGAAGGCGGGGUGCAAGUGGUGAAGGAGCUUUGAGCGCAACAGGUCACAGUAGGCCCAACGCUAAGCGUCCCAAGCUUGGAAUGGCUGUGUGUAUUACUAUGAGUUCUCCGUUUGAAAGAGAAAUGGCUCAAUUUUGCAGUGAACAUAUUGCACUGCUGGAGUCUAUGCUAUAUAGAUUACGGGCUUCAGUCGAAGAUGCUUAUAUAAAUAAGAAGAACUUCUUACAGAUAAUGUUUAUUGCGUGGAAGGGAGCUGUACGAUGGAUCAGUGAUCUGCUGACAGCGCCUCGGCUGCCGUGCCCCGUCUGGAUGUCAUUAAGCAGUCCUGGUUAUGCGAAUUCUAAAAGCUUGACCGAAAACUUUAUGAAUGAAUUGUGUUUGCUGCUGUCACAAGCCGAUACGAAAGAUACAAAUUUUUUCAUUAGUACGAUGCUCACAGCAGUUUUAACACAUCAUCUCGGUUGGGUGUCAACCGUUGCCGCGUUCAAUGCCAAAUCUAAAUCUCAAACUACAGAAAUCAUCAACGAACAAAAGGCCCGCUUGAAUGAGAUCUCACGAAGGCAUCCUUACAAUGCCUUGUGGGCUCAACUGGGUGAUUUGUACGGAGCCGUUGGAAGCCCCCCGAAAAUUGCUCGAACUGUUGUCCAUGGCGCUGAGCAACGCCAAAUUGAAAAAGUUCUUCACGUUUUAACCUAUUUUAUUCGUUGUGGUGAAGUGCGAAGGGCGUCAAAAAGUGAAGUUUUCGAUAAAAAUGUCAUUGAAGAUGCUCUAAAUGGCAAUGCAGAGAAGAAAAACGAAGUACCAAAUGUCAAACUUGGUCUGAAAAGGACACAAACUUGCAACAAAAAUCUUAGCCAAGUUGAUAUGAGUGAGGAUCUGCCGGCAGAUAUUUCAGAAACCUUAAAAAAACACGUUAUGAACGACAUUCCCAACGUUUUGGCAUAUCGUGAUUCACGUUUUGUCAAACAAGAGCUGAGAAUCGGCAACUAUCUAAUGGACACGGGCAUCGAAAUGAAUCCCAAACAGAAAUCCGAGUUGAAAAUAUAUCAGCAUAAAGAUAAAAUUCAAAUGAUGCUAACAACACCAGAUAAUAUAGAGAUUCCAGUUGAAUCGUCAAGCGAAAGCCAAAGUAUAAUGAGUGUUUCUCCCGUGGAGGAAGGCAUUGAAAUAUCGCCUUUCCUAACCAACGCUAAUAAUGGCAAAAAAACUGCAUUGACGAAGCUUCUUGGUAAGGUUGACAUCAAAGAAGGCCUGAGUUGGAACGAUUUAGAUAACCUACAGAGGAGGGAUUCAAUUCAGGAUGAAGAUUUUUUAAAAAUUGGAGGCGACCGAAAGAAGAAAACGUCAUUUCUCAAACGAUCUGCUAGUCUGUUUGUGAAGGCGGAUAAAGUUCACUUCAUAGAAAACGAUGAAAAAUGUCAGACCAGCCUCUCAGAUUUAAUUACAGCCAACAACGUGGGUCAGAGUAACGAGCGCUUCACAUGGGGUAUCGAGCCCAUCAAGGAAACCAUUAGCCUAGAAGAAGAGCGACAUUUUGAAUUGUCUAAGCAAAAAGUUGAACGCGAACAAAAUUCUCGUUCUCCGAACAAUGUAGUGUUCGUUCUCGGUGACAAUGAGACGCUUGUGAAUAUCAGAAAGAGUACUGAUAGUCUGGUACAAAACGACGUAAUACCAUCACCAUCGAACACUACAAACACGUCGGUCCUUAAAUGCACUUGCAACCAACAUAAGAAACAUUCCGGUGUUAAAUUCAACUUCGAACAAUAUCCUCAGAUAGCUACAAACUACAUGAAAAACAAAAAUCUUGACCUUACCAACUACGACUUUGUAGAGAAAUCAUCGAAACUCGAGGGUAUUUUUAGCACAGAAGCAACAACCAGUACAUUCCCAACAAGUAAAUUCGCGACCAAAACGGAAACACAAACGACAAGCCAAGAGCAAGAAUGUGAAUAUUGUGCAAGACGAGGCGGCCGAAUGUUGCAGACACCGUCUAACGCCACCGAAUUGGAAUUUGAAACGAAUGACAAUUAUUCAACAGGAUCAAUCACAUUAUCCACAAAUCCAGAGGGUGUGAGAGACGAUCUAACAAAAACCAACGGCGUCAGCAAUGUAGGCAAAAACGAUUCAUCUGAUGGCAAAUUGAAAUCAUCCAACGAUCUAAAAAUUAUACCAGUUUUGAAUAUCGAAAAAGAGAAAAGUGAUUUAGAUUUAAUUCAAAUUCCCAUUCCCGCCACUGAAGAUGAUAGUGAAAAAGAUCCCGAGCUUCUAGUUAAAUCCGGCUUCAUUCCAUCCUUGUUUACUGGUGUCUCAGAUCAUUAUAUCUCAGAUAUGGUAUUACAAGGUACCUUGGCCACACCGGAAACAUGGGAACAUGAUCUCAAACAGGAAUUAUCCCUAUCGGCACAUUGCUCUUCGUUGAUUGCAGCGCCUACAGAGAAUGUCGCAGUAAUUGCAGAUCUGGGAAAAUGGGACGUUAGAGUAGUUACGUCGCAAACAUGUUCCCUUCCCUAUAACGGCAAUAGUGCCGUUCGGCCGGUGGGCAUGUCGCAACUGGUUUCCACGAUGCUUGAGACUGUGCAUGCAAUGCGGAAAUCUGGAGUAUCGCCGUACGAGUGUAUGUCCUACAUAGAAUCAAAGCUUCAGGAGAUGUACCUCCAAUCUGAAGCUCUAGCUGCAUUCCUUUUGGCAACUGACUUUUGUUCUAUGAACACAAUCACAUCUGCCCUUAAUCUUUCCGCCAAUGACGUUCCCCUACUGUUAUCGGUUGCAUCUAUUCACACACCUCAGGUGACAAAAAAGUACGGUAUUAGCUUUAGGUGACACUGUUGCCAAUUGGGUUAAGGAAACGAACGAUAUUUGUAAAUAAUUGUAUAUUACGGACGAUAUGUGAUUAUUUAUAAACUUAGUGUAGCUUAAGUCUAACUUAUGAUCAUUUUAGAGAUUAAAAGCUAAAUAAUAGUUUGGAAAAUACUCAGUUUCGGAUAUUUUUCAUGUGAUAUAGAAAGUCGGUCGGUAUAACUUUAGAUACAGGUUGAUCUUCACUUUCAAAUUAGCGAUUUAAACGCACAAAUAUAAUUUUGGUUAAUCAAACGUAUACGCUAAAUGUCAUGGAAAUCAAGUUUCUAAUGUUUUCUUAAUUUAUUUUGUUGCCAUAUGAAGUCUAAAAAUUCUUUCGAACGCUCUUCCUACUAAAAAUGUUAUAUGGCAAGUAGAAUAUCUGCUGAAGCUACAAAAUAGGCAAGUGAAGAUUCAACGCGGGAUAGGCUUGAUAAGAAAGAACGUUCCUUAGAUGUUAAGACUAUGUAGUACUUGUUUGAAUACAUUAUUUAUUUGUAUACGUAAAAAUAAUAAUGAGAUUCAAUUUAUACUUAGGUAUUUAUCAUGAAUAGAGUAAAAUUCGCGCUUUUAUCAUUCGAAUAUGAUACAUUUGUCGA
Hermetia illucens (black soldier fly) is the source of this 6239-nucleotide messenger RNA. RefSeq names its product folliculin-interacting protein 2. The coding region runs from base 1795 to 5625 and encodes 1276 amino acids. Lineage: Eukaryota; Metazoa; Arthropoda; Insecta; Diptera; Stratiomyidae. The transcript is spliced from 9 exons. Gene Ontology annotation, cellular component: cytoplasm. The record is from RefSeq and is a predicted model, not a curated record. Gene Ontology annotation, molecular function: protein-folding chaperone binding; ATPase inhibitor activity.